GUUCAUGUAUUUUGUAUCGCGUACAUUUUCUAGUUCAAAUAAACCGAUAUCCAACUGAAACGAAAACAGGCCCACCCCUGGCGAAGAUGGAAGUCCGAAGUCGGUCUUGUUCUUCCUAAAUCCGCAAAUCGCAGAACGGAAUAAACAGAGCGAGAGCGAGAGCCGCACAGGGCCAGAGACCCGCCGCCACUCGUCGUCGCCCAUCGCCCUCUGUCCGCGGUCCGUCUGUCCGCCGCCGCAUUCGUCAGCCCGGCUGACCGCGUCGCAUCGUGCUGCCCGCCGCUCCACUGCCAGUCUCCCAGUCCGGCAGUUGGCAAUCUCAUUAUAUCAAUCUCGCUGACUCUUUCUCUUGGCAGUCAGCCUCAGGCCUCAGCCACAAGCCUGGCAGGAUAAGGAGAGACAUUCAUUGAUUUCUUGUCUAGCCAAGCCAUUCGUUGAUCAUCCUCAUAGGAAUGAUUCUGCUACUCAGCCACAAGUAGGGGGGUGAUCCUACAUCAUCACCUCGUGUUGUGUCUUCAUCACCCCCACUAACAUGCAACCAAAAUAUGGACGAGGAAAGGGAGUGUGUACCCUCUGUACGACUUCGUGACUAUGUUAAGAAUGCAGAUUUAAGGAUACAGACAGGUCUUGUUCCCACCUGCCUAUUGUUUCCCAUGUCGCCUUCAGAGAAUCCGUUGCAGCUUAUCUUCCAAUCAUUCGAGAAGGUAUCAAAUAGCAUCCAAACCCAUCUCUCCCACUUCCUACGUUUUCCAAACACUACAAAUCCACCCUUUGGUAUUUCCACUACUUCAAUAUCAAACAACUUGGCUCCAAGACGUGCCACCUCAGAUCUUCUCCAACCCACUCCAAUUCCAAAGAAGUCCAUUCAGGAAACGUUUGAUGGCCCAGUGAUUAAAGAAGAACUUGGAAGGGCCACUUGGACUUUUCUUCACACUCUUGCAUCUCAGUACCCAGAGAAGCCAACCAGGCAACAGAAGAAAGAUGUGAAAGAAUUGAUGGCGAUUAUAUCUCGCAUGUACCCUUGUCAGGAGUGUGCCGAUCAUUUUAAAGAAGUUUUGCAAUCAAAUCCCGUCCAAGCUGGAUCCCAAGCUCAGUUUUCACUAUGGCUUUGCCGCGUUCACAAUAUUGUUAAUAGAAGUUUGGCUAAACCUAUUUUCCCCUGUGAACGGGUUGAUGCACGAUGGGGUAAGCUUGAUUGUGAGCAGCGAACCUGUGAUUUGCAAGGAAGCGACAAGUUUUUCUAACGAAGCAUAUGCUAUGAAUUAGUUGCACCAGGAAAUCUUUAGCCAUGCUUGAAUCUGCUGAGAUGUAAAGUCUAUACAUGCAGGCAAUGUGAGAACAUACAUGGUAAACCAUUAAGGGUGGUUGAAUCGAUGGAGUAUUUGAACUAGUGAUUGAGAGAGAUCACGAAUUCAUUCCCCUACCAAUACCUUCUCGGUCGAGCCGUCAUGUAGGGCUUGUCUAGUACGGAGUAUGUUUUAAUUGGCUAGCACUUAGCAGUUAUCAAAUCAAUAGCACUUAGCAUAAUUUAAAAGGCCCAAUCAGUGUCGAUCCUACCUAAACUUGGGCGAUCGGGCCUGAGGCGGCCUACAUAAGUGGGUUUUAUACAUUGUGUUUGUUUGUCAUAUAGAUUUAUCAAAAUUCAGUGACUAAAUAUAAAAAAUCGCAAUUCUUAAAUAAAAGUCUUACUCCCU
Molecule: messenger RNA, 1694 nt
Organism: Cuscuta europaea
Lineage: Eukaryota; Viridiplantae; Streptophyta; Magnoliopsida; Solanales; Convolvulaceae
Source: the annotation of a GenBank genome assembly